AUGGGUCUCUCCCCGCAAAUCACCAACCUGGUCAUCAUCCUUGGUAUGAUGCAGCUCGCCAAGAAGAUCCCCUUCGAGGACCCCAAUGUUCUCAACCUCUGCCGCGCUCUUUACGCGCUCAGCAAUGUCCUCAUCCUCGGCAUCCACCUCUACAUAAUGAACACCAUCAACAAGAAGAAGGACCUCACCACUCUCAAGUACGUCGAGCCGGCGCCGAUGGGUUCCACUGAGGAGGGCAAGCUCGUGACCACCACCGUCCACGCCUACGAUCUGGCCCAGGCCAAGUCGCUCCUCCGCUCCCAGAUGAUGGGCGUCUUCAUGAUGGGCGUCAUGCACCUCUACUUCAAGUACACCAACCCCCUCCUCAUCCAGAGCAUCAUCCCCCUCAAGGGCGCCUUCGAGUCCAACCUUGCCAAGAUCCACCUCUUGGGCCAGCCCGCCAGCGGCGACCUCAAGCGUCCCUUCAAGCAGGCUGCUGGCUUGAUGGCCGGUCUCCAGGGCGGUGCUGCUCAGAGCGACAAGAAGGCUGUUGAGGCUGCCGAGCGUGCUGGCCGCGGCGGCGCCAAGGAGGAGUAA
Messenger RNA from Neurospora tetraspora, 576 nucleotides. Its product is annotated as inorganic phosphate transporter Pho88. Gene Ontology annotation, cellular component: endoplasmic reticulum; mitochondrion. The coding region runs from base 1 to 576 and encodes 191 amino acids. The record is from RefSeq and is a predicted model, not a curated record. Gene Ontology annotation, biological process: protein targeting to ER. NCBI's taxonomy places the organism in Eukaryota, Fungi, Ascomycota, Sordariomycetes, Sordariales, Sordariaceae. The transcript is spliced from 3 exons.